UUGACCUUAUCUCUGUGAAGUCAUUGUGCCUCCUCUUUGGGAUCACUUGUUCAGCCUUGAUGGCCUUUCAGGACCUCCUGGAUCAAGUUGGAAGCCUGGGGAGAUUCCAUGUCCUUCAGACUGCUUUCUUUUGUGUCUGCAUCCUUAUAGUAUACCCUCAUAUUCCAUUGGAGAACUUCACUGCAGCCGUCCCUGGUCACUGCUUCUGGGUCCACAUCCUUGACAUUGACACUGUCUCAGCUAAUGGCACUGAAAUCCUCAGCCAAAAUGCCCGCCCGAGAAUCUCCAUCCCACUGGACUCAAACUUUAGGCCAGAGAAAUGUCGUCGCUUCCUCCAUCCCCAGUGGCAGUUCCUUCACAUGAAUGGGACCUUCUCCGAAACAACUGAGCUGGAUACGGAGCCUUGUGUAGAUGGCUGGGUGUAUGACCAAAGCUCCUUCUCCUCCACCAUUGUGACUGAGGUAAGAGACCUGGUAUGUGGAUCUCAAUCACUAAGAUCAGUGGCUCAAUUCCUAUUUAUGGCUGCCCAGCUGCUGGGAGGUCUGGUAUUUGGCCAUCUUUCAGACAGGUGAGUGUCACGUCACUUUGGGAGGAAGAUGGUGUUCAGAUGGUGUUUGUUCUAGUUCGCCAUUGCUAACACCUGUGCAUCCUUUGCUCCCACCUUCCUCCUUUACUGCUCAUUAUGCUUCUUGGGCUUCUGUAUCAUGACUGUUAUUACAAACUCUUUCACUACAAUGUCAGAGUGGACAGAGCUCCAAUCAAUAGCUAUGAUAACAGGGAUAAUAAUAACUUUCUGCAGUAUUGGACAGAUACUCCUGGGAGGACUGGCUUUUUCCAUUUGUGACUGGUGCACACUGCAACUGACAAUGUCUAUACCCUUAUUCAUCUUCUCCUUGUUCUCCAGUGCCCACUGUGACACUUGA
Ceratotherium simum simum (southern white rhinoceros) is the source of this 923-nucleotide messenger RNA. RefSeq names its product steroid transmembrane transporter SLC22A24. NCBI's taxonomy places the organism in Eukaryota, Metazoa, Chordata, Mammalia, Perissodactyla, Rhinocerotidae. The record is from RefSeq and is a predicted model, not a curated record.